AUGGCAGUUGCAUUGAAGCCAUUUGUUGCAUGGAGAGCGGCCAAACAGAUGCAUGAAAUGUUAAAGCGGCAAUGGAUAUGUAGCGCUGUCAAUGCCGGCCUUUUUCUCGUAGGUGCUGGGCUACUCAUUAGUGGCAUCGUGGUAUUAGUAAAGGUUUUCCCAGAUAUCGUCACCAAAACUGUUAACAAGAAUAAAGUCUUCGGGCUGAAUGACGACGGAACUCUGAACGACUUCACGAAAACAUGGGCUUAUCCGUCUUAUAUCUCAACGAUGCAGUACUGGGCUUUCGAUUACAAAAACACGAUAGGAAUAUUAAACCGCGCUCUAUACCCAGAUGUAGAUGAAAAGGGUCCGUACGCCUAUGAUGAGACCAUACUUAACUCGCAAAUAAAAUUCGUCGAUAAUGGCGAAAAGAUGCAGUUUGCUCAAGCAACUCAAUAUGUUUUCAAUCCAGCAAAAUCUUGUCCAACAUGCGAUCCGAAGAAAGACACUGUGACCAUCCCCGACAUUAGCUUUUUCGUAUGUUCCUCCUGCUUUGAACUAUUUGAAUUUUAUCUGUUUAGCUUUGAAUGCUCAAAGCUAGGUAUGGCCCAGAUUGAUGCGUUCGUAGAGAAGAUUCUUGGAAACCAACAACUCGAAGGCGUUUGCCAAUUACUUCUCAAAGACAAGUGUCCGAAACUAGCUGAAAUUUUUGAAAGAGAAAUAGGCAGUUUUAUGGAUCUCUUCAAAACAGGGCCAUUUGUUACCGUCACUGUCGAUCAGCUCAUUUUCUCAGGAUACGUUUCUCCACUAGUAUCUCAGCUUGCUGACCGACUUAUCAAGAUAUCCAAUAAGCUUAUAGGUACCGAUAUUCCACUAGUCAACGGAACCGCCUUCACUGUUGCAUUGAACACUGAAAAUGGUACCACGGAUACACUCUAUACCGUACUAACUGGUAAAACGGACUACUCUCGAGCUGGCUACACUAUAUCCUUCACAAGUUUGCAUAAUGAGUCACUCUCAAGUAACGGAGAUAAAUUACCUUCCCAGUGGUAUGCAUUUUCUAUAAAUAUAAUAAUUUUUACGAUAAUUCUGAAGCACGAUAUACAUGGCGACAUCUUCAAAUCGUUUAUAAAGCAGAAUGAAUCGCUGCCGCUUUACAUUUCUGACGUAUGUAGAUCUGCCACACUUAAAUACGAGAAAAAAGUAACGGUACAAGGAAUCACUGGAUAUCGAUAUAUACUACCAGCGGAAGAGUUCGAUUACUCAAUAUCAGACAAUUGUGGAUUCUGUAAUCCUAAUACUCUUAGCAAGUAUGGAGCCUAUGAUUUACCAGUGAAUUCUACUUGUCUUCCAAGCGGUCUACUGGACAUCAGUGGUUGCCAAAAUAGUCCGGUGAUCAUAUCAAAACCGCACUUUUACCAAGCUUCGAACAUUGUGCGGUCAUUUGUUCCACGGUUUAAGCCAACAUACGACAAUGAUGAGACAACACUCGACAUCGAACCGACUACUGGUACUGUUCUGGCUGCUAACAAGCGACUUCAAAUAAACAUGCUUCUCAAUCAAUUCAGUACAAUUGGAGAAUACAGCGUUCUUCGGCCUGGAGCCUAUCCUUUGAUAUGGUUGAACGAAUCCUUCAUAAUGGACAGCGGAACUAGAGACGAUCUCAAUUCAUCCUUAUUUAAACCAAAAAAUAUAGUCAAAAUCAUAUGUUGGUGCGCUAUCGGAGUAGGAAUUACUGCAAGUAGCGAUCUAGUGGAGGAAACUUAUUGCAGAAUAGCAGUCGACAUCAUUUCCAAUAUAUAG
Haemonchus placei is the source of this 1785-nucleotide messenger RNA. Lineage: Eukaryota; Metazoa; Nematoda; Chromadorea; Rhabditida; Trichostrongylidae. The record is from the annotation of a GenBank genome assembly.